Messenger RNA from Perkinsus marinus ATCC 50983, 1187 nucleotides. RefSeq lists its product as hypothetical. The record is from RefSeq and is a predicted model, not a curated record. The annotation marks the transcript as partial. Gene Ontology annotation, cellular component: cullin-RING ubiquitin ligase complex. The transcript has 12 exons. Gene Ontology annotation, biological process: protein ubiquitination; ubiquitin-dependent protein catabolic process. Gene Ontology annotation, molecular function: ubiquitin protein ligase binding. Lineage: Eukaryota; Perkinsozoa; Perkinsida; Perkinsidae.
GUCCUGAUGAGGAUCUACUUGCUCGUUUGAAAGUGGAAUGGGAGGAUCAUAAGAUGACCAUGGGCAUGAUACGGGAUAUACUUAUGUAUAUGGAUCGCAACUAUGUGAGGCAACACCCCGAACAGUGUGUACCUGUCUAUGAUAUGGGAUUGAGGUUGUUCCGGGACACCGUAAUAGGGCAUGCACGAGUCAGGGAUAGGGCGAUUGGGCAGAUCCUGGCUGAGCUCCGUCGUGAACUCCACGGCGAGACGAUAACAGAUCCACACCUUAUCAAGACGGUGUUGUCUAUGCUUGUGGAGCUCUCUAGUAUACAAACCCUACCCUCACAGAGAAGUGUGCCUGAAACAGGUUAUCGUGCUGAUCAAUCCUUGCAAGCCACUUCUCCUUCUAUCUCUGAUAUGCGCCCGGUGAUUUACGUCGAGGGUCCAUCACCGAUGCAAAGCGCGAACGACUACUAUUCUUGGUUCGAGAUCAACUAUCUGGCCCUCAUACGCGACUUCUACACGCGAGAAGCCAACGAUUAUAUAGAUCGGCAUACAGUUGGAGAAUAUCUCGAGAAAGCUCACAGCCGACUGCGGCAGGAGAAGAGGCGAGUUGAGACCUAUAUGGACCGAAAUCAGACUAUGCCUAAGGUGGAGGUGCUCGACUCAGUAUGGCUUGGCCGUCACUAUAAGAGUCUCAUCCAACAGGAGAGUAGUGGUUGUAAGGUUAUGUUUGCCCAAGCCAGAGUGUCCGAACUCCGACUGAUGUAUUCCCUUUUCUCCCGAAUACCCGACGCCCUCAGUGACAUAGCGACCGUCAUGCAACAGAGCAUAAGCACAGCAAUUGCCGAUCUGAUCGUUGACGAGACCACCGUGAACGCUCCGGUGUCUUUCGUGGAGAAACUACUCUCUCUUCGAGAGAGGUUUGAGAGGAUCGUGUCUCAAGCCUUUCGGGGCUCAUUGGAGUUCUCCAAUCAUAUGAAGAUGGCCUUUGAGAAUUCUCUCAAUAACGACCCGAAAUGCGCCCAUUAUCUGAGCCUUUAUCUGGAUGAACUACUGCGGAAAAAGUUGAGGGAUAUGACCGAUGCAGAUUUCCACUCUAACGUUGAUCAAGUUAUCAGCGUGUUUCGGUACCUUAUUGACAAGGAUGUCUUCGAGUCAUAUUAUCGAUCGAGCUUGUGCCGACGCUUACUCAACUCUAAGUGA